GUGACUGGUUCCCAUUGAAAUCAUUAAAAAUGGACAACGCCGCAACUACAGAAUGUUUGACCCUUGACUUUGGUCCUUUUGAAACUGUUCAUCGUUGGCAACGUAUGCCAGAAUUCGAUGAAUUCGUUGGUGCCAGGCGUAGCAAACACACUGUUGUAGCAUAUAAAGAUGCGAUAUAUGUUUUUGGCGGUGAUGAUGGUAAAAGAAUGUUGAAUGAUCUGUUGCGAUUCAAUGUAAAAGAGAAAUAUUGGGGACCUGCACUGGCUGCAGGAGCUCCUCCUGCUCCACGUUACCAUCAUUCAGCAGUUGUGCAUGAUUCUUCUAUGUUUGUAUUCGGUGGUUACACUGGUGAUAUACAUUCCAAUUCAAAUCUUACCAAUAAAAAUGACUUGUUCGAGUACCAAUUCCAAACUUGCCAGUGGACUGAAUGGAAGUUCAUUGAUAAAAAACCUGUAGCUAGAUCUGCCCAUGGAGCUGCUGUGUAUGAUAAUAAGUUAUGGAUAUUCGCGGGCUACGAUGGAAAUGCAAGAUUAAACGAUAUGUGGACAAUAUCUCUACUGCCUGGAGAACCGAGGGUAUGGGAAGAAGUUGUUCAAUCCGGUGAUUGUCCACCGACGUGCUGCAAUUUCCCUGUCGCUGUAGCUCGUGAAUCCAUGUUUGUAUUUAGUGGUCAGAGCGGAGCUAAGAUCACCAACAGUCUCUUCCAGUUUCAUUUUCGAGAAAGACGGUGGACACGGAUUUCAACGGAACGCAUACUUCGUGGUGCUCCUCCACCACCUGCCCGCCGAUAUGGUCACACUAUGGUCAGCUUUGACAGACAUCUUUACGUUUUUGGGGGCGCGGCUGACUCCACGUUACCUAACGAUCUUCAUUGCUAUGAUCUUGACACGCAAACCUGGAAUAUUAUUUUGCCAUCCGCCGACAGUCAAGUUCCAUCCGGUCGCUUAUUCCACGCGGCAGCGGUAAUCGGGGAGGCGAUGUUCAUUUUCGGUGGAACAGUUGAUAAUAAUGUGCGAUCAGGCGAGACGUAUCGGUUUCAAUUUUCGUCUUAUCCAAAGUGCACGUUGCACGACGAUUUUGGAAGAUUGUUAAAUGGACGCCUUUUCUGUGACGUGGAGUUCGUAGUAGGAGAUUUGGAAUCGAGGAUACCUGCCCACAUAGCUUUGGUAGCAGCUCGUUCGAAGUUUCUCAGAGCUUGCAUCAUACGGGCGCGAGAGAAGCGAGAGAAACACUUGGAAGAUGUGCUUGGGACUACGGACGUACCGAUAAAGGACCUAUUAGAGGUGAGACUGCGGGACGCAGUACCGGAGGCUUUCGAAAUGGUCUUGAACUAUAUUUAUACCGAUCGCAUCGAUCCAACGAAAGGAAGCGAAGAUGGAUCCAGCAAUCGCGUCGAAGAUCCUUUGAGCAAUCGAAUAGUGCUCCUCAUGAUGGACGUCUAUCGUUUAGCUGUGGAAUUCAAUAUGAUACGCUUGGAACAACUGUGUGUCCAUUACUUGAAAGCCACCAUAAGCCACGCGAAUGUCCUCAAAGCGUUACACAACGCUGCACAAUUGAAACUUGACUUUAUAAAGGAGUUUUGCUUGAGCUUCAUUGUGAAAGAAAGCAACUACAAUCAGAUUGUAAUGAGCCAAGAGUUUGAGACCUUGGACCAACCUUUAAUGGUAGAAAUUAUUAGAAGGCGGCAAAUGCCUCAGGCGAGAAACUUCUCCAAGCAGUAUGACCUUGGUACAGGAACGACGCUUGAGCAAGAUAUGGAGGCAUUCUUAAAGAGUGUCGGCAAAGAAUUCUGUGAUAUAACAUUGAUGUUAGAUGGAGUGCCGAUUCCAGCUCACAAAGCGAUUCUUGCGGCACGAUGUAGUUACUUCGAGGGAAUGUUCCGCUCCUUUAUGCCAGAAAAUAAUACAGUGAACAUACAAAUAGGUGAGAGGAUACCGUCUUCUGAAUCAUUCGACUCUUUGUUGAGGUACAUCUAUCACGCCGACGUUUCCAUGCCACCGGAAGACUCCUUAUAUUUAUUCACGGCGCCGGUUUUUUACGGCUUCACGAACUAUCGGUUGCAGGCAUUUUGUAAACAGAAUCUCGAAAUGAAUGUUACCUUUGAGAACGUUAUACAAAUCUUGGAAGCUGCGGAUAGAAUGCAGGCUGCCGAUAUGAAGAAGUAUGCGUUGGAUCUCAUAGUGCACCAUUUUAUACAGGUUGCAAGACUUCCAAGACUGAAGCAAUUGAGUCGAGAACUUUUGUUGAAUAUUAUCGAGACCUUGGCCGACGAGCGUAGCGAAGCGCGCCUGCGUCAAGAUAUGGCGAAUGAUUGCUGACGGAUUUCUGCUUCGCAUCGUUGCCCUUUUAAUUGGGACUUACCCUCACCCUCCAGCUUCCAACCUAGAAUGAUCUGAGACAACGAGGCAGCGCCGAAUCGCAAUCGCGUGUUCAUAAAUGGCGUUUGAACUCCAAAGAAAAGACUGUGAACCACUUUUGCGAGCAGUAAGGAAGCAACUUGACAACCUAACAGCGGAUGGACAAUUCCGUAUCGACUAUUAUCGAUAGACGUUACAAAUAUGUAUAUCUAAGAGUGUGCACAAAACUGCCGUGAAUAAUAAACAUUUCCAAAUUACCCCGAAGAGAUAUUUAGCGCUUAAUAUUAUAUAAAAGGAUUGUCGGCCUCAGUGAUUUCUCUUAUUUUUCCUUAAUCUUACUCGAAGGGAUACGCGAAAGUGGAUGAGAAACGAACAGGCGAAAAGAGAGUAAAUCAAAGGCACUUGUUACCUAGUUAGCCGUCUGAUGCGAAAUAGAUCGAGCGAGGAGCGAACGACCGGUGAUCGAUAUCGAUCGGGGACUUUCGGGUCCCCACUCCUCUCUCCGCCUCGGGAGCCGAACUACUCGAUCCAACCAACCUUCCGGACGGAGAGAAGAGCGCUCUGUCGGUUCGAUCGUUGCUCCUCAGUCGGUCAUUUAUUUGAAAGAAUAUUUACAAUCUUGUCCGUCUGGGAAAGGUACAAAUUAAAAGGAUUAUUUUCCAAACAAAGAGUUUUAUAAAGUAAAGUAAUUUGUUGGAUAUUAAUAUAAAACUUGUUGUACAGAAGUUGGCCUGCU
Messenger RNA from Hylaeus volcanicus, 3093 nucleotides. RefSeq names its product leucine-zipper-like transcriptional regulator 1 (gene Lztr1). The coding region runs from base 30 to 2318 and encodes 762 amino acids. The transcript has 9 exons. The record is from RefSeq and is a predicted model, not a curated record. Gene Ontology annotation, molecular function: protein binding. Gene Ontology annotation, cellular component: Golgi apparatus. NCBI's taxonomy places the organism in Eukaryota, Metazoa, Arthropoda, Insecta, Hymenoptera, Colletidae.